AUGCCACCCAAAUUGACUUCGUUCGCAUGCUUCCUAGCACCUAUUAUCCAGUCAGCCAGUGGUAAAACACUAUGGUCUACAUCCCCAGCCGACGCUCGUGACAUCUACCGAACUACCUAUCCUUUGGGCAAUGGCCGGCUCGGUGCGAUGCCAGUUGGCCCUCCAGCAGCGGAGACACUCACCUUGAAUCUUGAUAGUCUCUGGUCGGGAGGACCUUUCAACAUAUCUAACUAUACAGGCGGAAACCCACACACCUUAAUUGCCUCAGCACUUCCUGGUAUCCGUGAUUGGAUCUUCACAAAUGGCACGGGCAAUGUGUCGGCCCUGCUUGGGUCCAACGACAACUAUGGAUCUUAUCAAGUCCUGGGAAAUCUGACUGUCAAAAUUCCCUCGUUGAGCAGUGAUAUUGUUUCAAACUAUACCCGUAAGCUCGAUAUGAGCACUGGCACCCACACAACUACGUUUAUUGCGAAUGGCAAUGAUCUGGAAACUACUGGAUUCUGCUCAUUUCCAGACCAGGUUUGUGUAUAUACCGUCCAGUCCACGGGUGCAGGCGAUGUACCACCAUUGGAGGUAACACUGGAUAACGUAUUAGUCUCGCCGCAGCUGCAGAAUGUUACUUGCGUAGAGGGGGACACUACAAAGCCGGCGCAUCUGAGAUUACGGGGCGUUACCCAGCUCGGUCCACCAGAGGGAAUGCGAUACGACUCCAUUGCACGUGUGGUGUCCAAUUCCAACACUGACGUUUCAUGCGACGAAAAUACUGGUCUCUUGAGCAUCGCCCCUCGCAGUGGCACAAAAAGCGUCAGCAUUGUAAUUGGCGCUGGGACAAACUACGACGCAAAGAAAGGAACAGCAGAGCACAACUAUUCCUUCCGUGGCGAAGACCCAGCACUAAUAGUUGAAGCCACCACCCUCAAAGCCGCUACAAAAACACUCGAUCAACUACGCGGCCGCCAUAUCGACGACUUUACAGCUCUCACGGGACUCUUCGAACUGUCUCUCCCAGACCCACUUAACUCCUCCCAAACCCAAACAUCCGAGCUCAUCAAUCGAUACACCGUAAACAACACCAGCGGAGACCCCUACCUAGAAAGCCUCCUCAUGGAAAACUCCCGCUACCUCUUCAUCUCCAGCUCGCGCCCAGGCUCCCUGCCACCCAACCUCCAAGGCCGCUGGAGCGAAGGUCUCGAAACAGAUUGGUCGGCCGACUACCACGCCAACAUCAACUUCCAAAUGAACCACUGGACAUCAGACCAAACCGGGCUCACGGACCUGCAAUCCCCACUUUGGGACUACAUGACCGACACGUGGAUGCCGCGCGGUGCCGAAACAGCCACACUCUUAUACAACGCGCCCGGCUGGGUCGUCCACAACGAGAUGAACAUCUUCGGCCACACGGCCAUGAAGAGCGCGGCGGAAUGGGCAAACUACCCCAUCGCAGCCGCGUGGAUGAUGCAACACGUUUUCGACCACUGGGAUUACAGUCGCAACGCCACAUGGCUACUUAAACAAGGGUACCCGUUACUCAAAGGCGUCGCCAUGUUCUGGCUCGAUCAACUCCAACAAGACGGGUAUUACAAAGACGGCAGUCUAGUAGUGAACCCGUGUAACAGCCCCGAACACGGUGGAACGACAUUCGGAUGUGCGCAUUAUCAACAACUCAUCCACCAAGUUUUUCACUCUAUACUAGCUGUGCAGCCCACAGUCGCCGACCCAGAUACCGUGUUCCUAACCAAUCUGACAUCUUCGCUACACCGUCUGGAUAAAGGCUUCCACACUGGCUCCUUCUCUCAAAUCAAAGAAUGGAAAAUCCCAGACAGCUACACCUACGACCGCCCCAACGACACCCACCGCCACCUCUCCGAACUCGUAGGCUGGCACCCCGGAUUCUCCCUCUCCGCCCUCCAACACGGCUAUUCCAACGCCACCAUCGCGUCCGCCGUCAGGCAAAAACUCAUAUCCCGCGGCCCGGGCAAAGGCCCCGAUGGAAACUCCGCGUGGGCUAAAGUCUGGCGUAGCGCCUGCUGGGCUCGCCUCAAUGACACCGAACACGCGCAUUGGGAGUUGCGCUUUGCGAUUGAAACGAAUUGGGCGCCGAAUGGAUUGAGCAUGUAUUUUGGGGAUAAGAUUCCGUUUCAGAUUGAUGGGAAUUUUGGGUUUGGCGGCGCGGUGUUGGGGAUGCUGGUUGUGGAUUUGCCGGGUGCGGAAGUUGGUAGGGAUGGGGAGGCGGAGAGGACGGUGGUUUUGGGGCCGGCGAUACCGGGGAGUUGGGGUGGGGGGAGGGUGAAGGGGUUGGUGGUUCGAGGGGGUGGGGUUGUGGAUUUUGGGUGGGAUGGACGGGGUGUUGUUGGUUGGGUGAGUGUGAAGGGUAGGGAUGGUGGGGAGAUGAAGGGGGUUAGGUUUGUUAAUAAAGAGGGGAGAGUUUUGGUUGAUUCUGUUUAG
Molecule: messenger RNA, 2445 nt
Organism: Pyrenophora tritici-repentis Pt-1C-BFP
Lineage: Eukaryota; Fungi; Ascomycota; Dothideomycetes; Pleosporales; Pleosporaceae
Product: Tymo-45kd-70kd multi-domain protein
Biological process (GO): carbohydrate metabolic process
Molecular function (GO): alpha-L-fucosidase activity
Source: RefSeq, a predicted model, not a curated record